This is a messenger RNA of Alnus glutinosa, 1606 nucleotides long. RefSeq names its product F-box/kelch-repeat protein At3g23880-like. The record is from RefSeq and is a predicted model, not a curated record. The coding region runs from base 170 to 1306 and encodes 378 amino acids. Gene Ontology annotation, molecular function: protein binding. NCBI's taxonomy places the organism in Eukaryota, Viridiplantae, Streptophyta, Magnoliopsida, Fagales, Betulaceae. The transcript has a single exon.
ACAACUCUUCACACGAGGGUGGGAUCCAAUGUGUGAGGUCCACCCUCAUGUGAGGGGUUGUUAUGUGGUUAUUGUGUUAGUGUUGUAAAUUUAACAUUUUCCUUCCCAAAACAAAUAUAUCCCUCCGGUUCUUACUCUCUAAGCCAAGCAACACAGAAACCCGAUUUUGAUGGCCAAGGAAUUGCCGGAAGACUUGGUGACAGAGAUUCUGGUAUGGCUUCCGGUCGUCUCUCUAUUGCGAUUCAAGUGCGUCUGUAAAUCCUGGUACGCACUCAUUACUCACCAGAACUUCAUAAGAAAACAUCUCCUACACAACAACAACAACAGCAGUGCCCUCCUUCUCCUUCAAACCUCCGAAGAUUAUGUUGUAUCCACGUUUUCUUAUGAAACACUCCAAGUGCCCCUUACACAACCUGUACCUCCACUGUAUUUUGAGAUGCGUUUUGGGAUGGAUGAGUUUUAUGUCGUGGGUUCUUGCAAUGGUCUCGUUUGUCUCCAUGCUAACUAUGGAUUAUAUGUUGUUAUAUGGAACCCUGCAACUAAAGAAACAAAGGUUGUCGCCAACUCAAGCCUGCUCCGAUUCCCCGCCUACUAUCGCAUUGAUGGUAUCGGAUUUGGUUUUGAUGCGAAAACUAAUGACUACAAGAUACUCAACAUUCUUAGUCUCUAUGAUGACCCAGAUUCAAUUCGAAAUGAAAAGAUUGUCCAAACUGAGGUAUAUAGCUUAAGUGCUGAUUCUUGGAGAAAAGGCGAUAGCCCCCCAUGUUUUAUUUGUAGUAGUUUAAGAGGUAUGGAUACAUACAUCAAUGGGGUGGCUUCUUGGGAGGCAUCUGUUGACGAUUGGAAGGGUAUUCUGUCAUUUGACAUGAGCGACGAGGUAUUCCUAAAAACACAACUGCCCGGUGAUGUUUUGAAUGAUAGUGGGAGACAUUUUUUCGUGUUGAAUGAAUCGAUUGCUAUGACAGUUACUAUAUGUUCUGAAGAUGAUAUGUAUAUUAUAGAAAGUUCAGAGGUUUGCUUUGAUAUAUGGUUGUUACUUGAAGUUGGUGUUAACGACUCAUGGACUAGGCUUUUCACUAUUGGACCAAUUACAGGCAUUACACGACUGUUAGGAUCUUGGAAGAAUGACAGCAUUUUCUUCGAAAAAUAUUACAGACAGCUGGUCUUGUAUGACCCCUCUACCAAAGAAAUUACUGAUCUCAAAGUUGGUGAUGGACACAUAGUCUCGUGGCAGAUCAUUACUUACACGGAGACCUUAGUUUCUGUCAAGAGAGGACGUGAAGUUGAAGAGCAGGACAAUUGUUGACAAUGCCUGAGGGCCAUCUUUCUAUAUCUGUUCCAAGUGUGUUUCAAGAUGUGUUGAGAUAAUAUAUUUUUGCUUAUUCUUGUCAAAUAUUUAUGCACUUACAUUUGACCUGUAACUAUCUCUCUUGGAGCAAUGGUGAGAGAUUUUUAAGAUUAAAGAAGCAGGAGUACAAGGGUUCUUCACAUGAUCUUUCUUUUUACAUAUCAUGCAGAAUUAUUUUUUCAUUGUCCCUUAUGUUUAGUAUUUCUUAUAUUUGUUUUAUAUAUAUAUAUUUCUUUCAUGCUGUUUCAUAGCUAGCAA